Molecule: messenger RNA, 1731 nt
Organism: Talaromyces amestolkiae
Lineage: Eukaryota; Fungi; Ascomycota; Eurotiomycetes; Eurotiales; Trichocomaceae
Exons: 3
Coding region: 1-1731 (576 amino acids)
Biological process (GO): protein ubiquitination; ubiquitin-dependent protein catabolic process
Cellular component (GO): nucleus
Molecular function (GO): zinc ion binding; ubiquitin protein ligase activity
Source: RefSeq, a predicted model, not a curated record
AUGAGUGACUACAUUUCGUCUCUGUUGAUUGAGCCCAUCUUAAGACACGCUCGCCGCUUCUCGCAAGUCCCCGAGUUAUCCGUCUCCGACGACGAAUCAGUCCCGCCUUCCCCAAGAAACUAUGACUUUGACGAACCUGCUCCAUCAACGCUCUUUCAACUUUCGAUCCCCUCACUGCAGAAGCUCGAUAAUGAUGACUCUCACUCAGUAACACGAAGCACCUUGUUAGAUGCGGACUUGGACUGUGCUCAGCGACGAGUGGUGGCAUGUCGGACUUCGGGCCUCAACGACGACCUGAGACGGACAAUGGACGAUUCCCAAAGUCAACCAGUCAGCGGUAAUCAAGAUACUCGAGAGACUCAAUCUCGUCUGGCGAUGGACACUGAUAUAGGGAAUUAUACUGAUGGACUAUCGGUGGCGGGUACGGCGUUCACGCCUAGCGACGCGAUCAGCGAUCGAUAUCGCAGCUCUAAACUGCGCGAACUCCCUGAGGAUGACGGAAUGGCCGAUCUUCGAAGGAGAAUACAUGCUAUAAGAGACAAUGAUGCAAGCGGUACCCAAAAAGCCCGUUUGAUUCAUUCCCUGAUGAUUGAGAGCUACGAAGCUGCUCGAGCAACAUUCAGCGAACGGCCGACAUCAUCUUCGCAAUCUCCAACCCGGGUUCGAAGUCGAGAGCAGUCGCCAGCUUCGUCGCCACUGCGAUUUAGACGCUUAUCUAAUAGGAGUUUCGAUGAUCUUAUAGAACAAAGCACGAUUGCGUCUGUCAGAGCAUACUACAAUGUAUCACCAGAAGAUUUAGAACCAACUUUCGCACCGAAAGACAUUGACGUUCCUACGGACACUACCGAACAGUCAACAGUCGCGAACGUCGUGCCAUCGAGUGGAAAUGAGGACAACCUUAGCAAUAGCGAUUAUGCGGACGAGGCUGCACAGGUCCUGGGCUGCCCGCAUUAUAAACGCAACGUCAAGCUGCAAUGCUACACAUGCAAGAAAUGGUACACGUGCCGAUUCUGCCAUAACCAGAGCGAAGACCACGCUCUCGAACGUCCGAAAACAGAGAACAUGCUCUGCAUGCUAUACCGCACAAUUGAAAGCCAACCAAUGCCGAGCGAGUUUGAAGAUACAAGGGCCAUGAUCUACUGUAACGACUGCGGUGCCAAGUCAAACGUACCGUAUCAUUGGCUUGGUUUGAAAUGUGAUUUGUGUGAAUCCUAUAACACAGCACAGCUUCGGCUACUUACCGGUACUGACGAGACCACCGAGUCUGAACUGGCUUUAAGGACCAGAGCCAUCCCUGUCAAUAUACUGGAUACAAGCUACGAUGUUAUAUCAGCCACCAGCCUGGGGGUUGAACCAUUUGACAGCGCAGAUGCCAAUCCUCGUUGGCGACCAUCCACUGCGACUUCCACUGACGGACGCCCUCGUCAGCGUGCCGUGUCACCUACUGUUGGGAACUAUUUUGAAAUGUCUCGAGACUCGACCUGGGCUGCAUCCAUUUUCUCUCGUCGUCGAAGUGAAGGCGGCAAUGAGGAAGGGGAACCUGGCUUUUGGGCCACCUCUCCUUUACGGAAAUACGCUUUUUUCAGGAAACACAGCGUAUCAAGCGAUGAGCAAAGCGAUAGUGAUAAUGAAAGCGGGACUACUGAUGAGAUCGAAGAUGAAGACGAUAACGAGGUGGAGGAUGACGAAGAGGACGAGAUAGAUGCUAUCGAGAUUUUCGGCCAUCGUUGA